AUCAAAUUAAAUAUACAGUAUAUAGGCCUAUACCGGUAUAUUUUUCUAACGAGGCCGUAUUCUAGUUUAAUCUGUUUGUCAUUGUGGUUUGAUUAGGCUAAUUGAAUCCAAUAAUGAGUAAAAGACAGUUGCUGUUGCUUUCCAAUAGUACAAUGCAUGGGUCUGGAUACUUAGAGUAUGCUUCAGAUGAAAUCAAAUCUUUGAUGUCAAGAAAUAAUGUUAGUAAAGUAUUAUUUAUACCCUACGCACUCCAUGACAAAGACUCUUAUGAACACAAAGCAAGGAAAGGGUUUGCGAAAUUAGGUUUUGCCCUAGAGAGUAUUCACAGGUCCAAUGAUCCUGUAGAGGCUGUUAAUCAGGCAGAGGCAAUAUUUGUUGGUGGAGGAAAUACUUUCAGACUUCUCAGAGCGUUAUAUGACAACAAACUCAUUGAUUCAAUAAGAAAUGUGGUAUUGCAGCAAGGAACUCCCUACAUGGGGGCGAGCGCAGGGACCAAUGUGGCAACAGUCAAUAUCUGUACGACCAAUGACAUGCCUAUUGUCUAUCCUCAGUCUUUCAACGCACUCAACCUGGUCCCGUUUAACAUCAACCCUCACUACAUUGAGCCUGAAGCCAAUUCCACACAUAUGGGGGAGACGAGAGAGGAGAGAAUAAAGCAGUAUUUUGAGGAAGAAGAACAUUAUCCAGUGUUGGGCCUGAAGGAAGGUUCCAUCUUGGAAGUGGACGGAGACAAAGCCUUCAUCAGAGGACUGUCUCAGCCAGCCAAGUUGUUCACCAAGGAUAACAAACCUCAAGAAUACCCUGUUGGAGCAGAUGUCAGCUUCCUGUUAAAAGGUGUGAAAAACUAAUUUUGUGAAAAAUAUCAAAUCUAAUGUAACGGGACUCAAACUUUAAUAUUUAUGGGUUGUUUAUAAGGUAAGAUUAAAUUGAGAUACUGUUUUCAUGGUGCACUUUUAAUAAGCACAUACCAAAAGUGUAUUCAUAAUAAACCUAUAAGUAAGCAUAUAGAAAUGUAAUAAAUAAAAUG
Messenger RNA from Macrosteles quadrilineatus (aster leafhopper), 1027 nucleotides. Its product is annotated as alpha-aspartyl dipeptidase-like. The transcript is spliced from 7 exons. Gene Ontology annotation, biological process: proteolysis. Bases 114 to 848 code for a protein of 244 amino acids. The record is from RefSeq and is a predicted model, not a curated record. NCBI's taxonomy places the organism in Eukaryota, Metazoa, Arthropoda, Insecta, Hemiptera, Cicadellidae. Gene Ontology annotation, molecular function: serine-type peptidase activity.